Molecule: messenger RNA, 1428 nt
Organism: Auxenochlorella protothecoides
Lineage: Eukaryota; Viridiplantae; Chlorophyta; Trebouxiophyceae; Chlorellales; Chlorellaceae
Product: Magnesium transporter NIPA2
Exons: 5
Coding region: 1-1428 (475 amino acids)
Biological process (GO): magnesium ion transport
Cellular component (GO): membrane
Molecular function (GO): magnesium ion transmembrane transporter activity
Source: RefSeq, a predicted model, not a curated record
AUGGCGAACCGAGGGGGUGGGGGGUGCCCGACCCACAAGACAGCUAGCACCGAGGUGCUGCUGUCGCGGGCGGUGUGGAUCGUCCCAAACCUGCGACGGGGCCUGGUCUGGCACAUGCACGAGAAGCCGUUUCGGAAGGUGCGCCACCAGGCCUACGUCGGCAGGGAGCGGGCCAUCACCCAGCUGGCAGAGCAGUUCCGCGCCCCCCCGGGCAUGACUACCAUUGUCGGCGUGGGCAACUGGUCGGCCCAGGACCGGGGGGGUACCAUGCGGGGGACUCCGCCUGGGCCCUGGAUACGCUUCUUGCGGCGCCUGCGGCGGGUGUGCAGGGUGGUGGUGGUCGACGAACACAGGACUUCCAAACUGUGCUGCGCCUGUCACACCACCCUGCACGCCCACCAGUACAUGCGGGUGCACAACGGCGAGGAGAAGCUGGUGAACGUGUGGGACACGAAGCGGUGCGCCAACAGGGCCUGCAAGGUCAACGUUGUCAACCGCGAAGUCAACGGGGCGGUCAACAUCCUGAUGUUGCUCAAGCGCUUUUUUGUGAAUGCACUUCGUCCCGCAACUUUAGGGAGUGGGGGUUACUCCUACCUCUACGAACCGCUAUGGUGGGCCGGAUUCCUGAGUAUGGUGGUUGGGGAGCUGGCCAACUUUGCAGCAUAUGCCUUUGCCCCAGCCAUCCUCGUCACCCCUCUGGGAGCGCUGAGCAUCCUCGUCAGCGCCGUCCUGGCACAUUUUCUGCUGAACGAGCGACUGAACGGGUUUGGGGUGAUGGGCUGCAUACUCUGCGUCACAGGAUCUCUGGCCAUCAUCCUGCAUGCCCCCGAGGAGCAGGUCUUUGAGUCCAUUCCUCAGGUCUGGGCGCUCGUGGUCCAGCCAGGCUUCCUGCUGUAUGCCGCGAGUGCGGUGGCGGCGACUCUGCUCCUCAUCUUCCGCGUGCCGCCCGACGUGGCUGCCAGCAACCCGCUGGUCCCCAUCGCCAUCUGCUCCGCGGUGGGCAGCCUGUCGGUGAUGGCCUGCAAGGCGCUGGGCCUGGCGGUGCGCCUGACCCUGGCCGGCUCCAGCCAGCUGGGCCACCCCGCCACCUGGGCCUUUGCCGCCACGGUGGUGGUCGCGGUGCUGACGCAGAUGGCGUACCUGAACCGCGCGCUGGACCUGCACAGCACCGCCCUGGUCACGCCGCUGUACUACGCGGGCUUCACCUCGCUCACCCUCCUCGCCUCCGCCGUGCUCUUCGGCCAGGCGGCGGGCGGCGUGGCCGCCGCCAGCCAGGCCUCGGGCUUCCUCACCAUCCUGUGCGGGACGACGCUGCUGCACGCCACGCGCGACGCCGACCUGGCCGCGCUGGCGCCGCUGCUGGGCCUGGCCCGCCGCGCGGGCGAGGACCAGCCCGCCGUGGAGCUGGCCAAGGACGCGCGGGUGUGA